Molecule: messenger RNA, 3280 nt
Organism: Fopius arisanus
Lineage: Eukaryota; Metazoa; Arthropoda; Insecta; Hymenoptera; Braconidae
Gene: RNaseZ
Product: ribonuclease Z
Exons: 4
Coding region: 600-3071 (823 amino acids)
Biological process (GO): mitochondrial tRNA 3'-end processing
Cellular component (GO): mitochondrion
Molecular function (GO): 3'-tRNA processing endoribonuclease activity
Source: RefSeq, a predicted model, not a curated record
AACGAGUAAUUAAUGAGGUGCAGAAAACCACAUCGAGCAUUACUAAUCUACAAAUCCAGUACCGAGCACUGGAUUCUAUUAAUUUAUUGUUGCGCGAGUUUUCGGUGGAAUUAUAUCAUUCGAAGAUAAAUUUUAUAUCGUAUGAAUGUUUUUCUGGAGUUGAUCUGCAAUUUUUGCACUCAGUAAGUAAAUUUUAUAUCACAGCACCAAAAUGUCAGUUAUUAUGGUAUGAAAUUAACGAAACAAUUAGUUGAUAGGUCUAAUUAUCACUUAUCAAUUCAUUUUAUUACAAUUCGUGAGAGAUACGAGUGGAAAUUCUUCGAUUCAACUUGAUAAAUAACGGAGAGGAUAUCCAUCAACAAUUGAUUAGUGAGUGAAUGAUUUAACAAUAAUUAUUUAAAAGGAAAUAACACUUGUAAUUCAAAUAAUGAACACUCCGAAGACAGGGCGCCAUGUACCACACAAACAAGCAUAUAAGUAUAUAAAUCCUCACACUAACACCGUCUAAUAAUUUCGCCAUGUGUUUCGUCUCGGUGGUCGGUCCAAAUUUUUGAAAAAAAAAUUCCCUCUCGAGUGAAUCCAACAGGAAAAAUUAUUAAAUGUAUACACGAAUGUACAUUUCUCCAGUCUUCUCCAAACAUUCGCAUCUCUUACGCACUUGUGCGUAUAAUUAUUCAAUUUUACGUACCUACUCAUUAUCAACAUUGAAAUACCAUAGCUACGAUAAUUCAAUGUCUGAAAAAGAUCUUCAACGUCAAUUGCAAAAGCUGCGACGAGAAAAGCUCUCGAAAUUCGAUAAAGUAUCUCCCAGUACUGUAACCCUCCAGGUACUGGGUUGUGGUGCACCUGGAUCACCAGCUAGUCUCUACGUCUCGACAGAUCAUUCAAAAUAUCUAUUCAAUUGUGGUGAAGGUACCCAAAGACUAGCUCACGAGCAUCAUUUGAGGUUAUCAAAGUUGGAGCAUGUUUUCUUCACAACUCCCACGUGGAAAAAUAUGGGAGGACUACCCGGUAUGGCCUUGACUAUCCAGGAUGCUGGAGUACCGGAAAUAAAGCUCCACGGACCAGAUGGAAUAAUUGAUAUUUUUGAUGCUGUCAAACGAUUUGCUUUCUUAGCUCACUUGACUGUAUCCGAGGCUAAUUGCGCCGAGAGUACUGUCUACAACGACUCUUGCAUGACAAUUCGUUACGUUCCAUUGAUCAGCACAAAUUCCACGUGUGAGACUCCCUCGGACUCUGACCAAUCAUUAAUUAUUCAGGACGACACUGAUUACUACGCCCACGAAUUUAAUAAAAAUGGGAAACGACGGAUUGAGCAGUAUCAAAAACGUCAGCGACCGUUGAUUAAUAAAUUACCCAAGGUCGAGUCUAGUCUGCGAAAAAUUACGGGAUGUAUUGCGUACAUAUGUAAAUUGCAUCCAAAGAGUGGAAGAUUGAAUCUUGAGAAAUGUGUUGAGAAAGGAGUGACUCCUGGACCUGUUCUCGGUGAUUUGAAAGCUGGAAAGGAUGUGACAUUACCUGAUGGCACCCUCAUCAGAAGUGUGGACGUGUGUGAUCCAGAAAUUCCAGGUCCGGUGUUCAUCGUAUUGGAAUGCCCCGACGAGAAUUAUGUAGAUUCUCUAAUAUCGAAUGAGAUAUUCCGAGAAUAUCAGAGUGAUGGAAAAAUAGAAGAUAAUUGGGCGGCUUGUGUCGUUCAUUUUACCCCCGAGGAGGUAUUGAAAAUGAAAAAAUACAGAGAAUGGAUGGAGAGAUUUCCAAAAACCACUGAGCACUUGAUUAUCAAUGGGGCAAAUGAGUCUUACAGCUUCGAAGCGCUUCAUAAAAUUCAGCACAAAUUAAAUUUGGUUCAUCCAACUAUUUUUCCAAUUAUCGGAGACUCCGUGGAUAAUAGUAAUGAUAAUGUGGAAAAAAAUGAUGAAGAAUUGAAUCUGCGAAUUCACAGAGCAAAAACCCUGAAUGCUUUUCAUUUAAGACCACUCGAUGGUUUCGAUAAAACAGCUGAAAUAAAACUGAAUAGAAAGGAAGAUAUUGACGAAGCUUUUAAUGUCGAUGGAUUUCUCGAUGCCUUGGCUGAGCUGCAGACGGAAAUUAAUGCGAAAUCAAAAGCACUGACGCAUUUACCUGAGUAUCCAAAAUUAUUAAUCCUCGGGACGGGCUCUUGUGUACCAAGCAAAGUGCGAAAUACUAGUGGAAUUUUAUUGAGAAUCAAUCCUGAAACGAGUUUAUUAUUCGACUGCGGUGAAGGUACUCUAGGACAGCUGACUCGUUUCUUUGGGAAAGACAAAAUCAAUGGGGUACUGGAAAGCAUUAAGGGAAUAUAUAUUUCCCAUCUCCACGCAGAUCAUCAUCUAGGUCUUAUCAGUAUUCUACAACAACGUCAACUCAUCACGAAGUAUCCGGUAUUUCUGUGUGCACCUAAACAAAUUUACUCGUGGCUACAGAUUUAUCAUCUUAAAUUUGAAGGGAUUAAUAAGUCUUUCAAUUUAAUUCCGAAUCAAAAUUUGAUUCUCAACUCGCACAAGCUCCCUAUCAAUAUACAAGAACAAUUAAAAGACUCAUUGAAAAUUGACCAAAUUAGUACUGUUGAAGUUAAUCACUGUCUCCAUUCAUUCGGAGUUUCAGUGAUUCUUGAGAAUGGACAAAAAAUUGUUUACAGCGGUGACACACAACCCUGUAAUUAUCUUGUAGAUCUCGGUAGAGACUGCGAUCUUCUCAUUCACGAAGCCACAAUGGAGGAUAGUAUGGAAAAGGAAGCCAAAAUGAAAAUGCACUCAACUGUGUCCCAAGCAAUAACAAUCGGUCAACGAAUGAAUUCUAAAUUCACUGUACUUACGCACUUUAGUCAAAGAUAUUCGAAGAUACCGAAUCUACCCAACAAUCCUGACGAUCAAAACCUUUUAAAUGUUGGAAUUGCCUUCGACAAUAUGCACGUAAGUCUUUCCCAAUUACCACUUUUACCUCUAUUUUAUCCUGUUUUACGGAUUUUAUUCAGCGAAUCUUUAUCGUUGCUCGAAGAGAAAGCACUGAAACGUAAACUAAAAGAAAACAGAGCAGUAGUUGACGCAAGGUAGUGUCACCUUUUUUUUUUUUUAUGAUUAAUGAACAAAGAAAAUUUUCAUUUCUCAUUUUAUUAAUGAUGUGUCUUUUUUCAUCUCCAUUUCCAAUGAUUCUUUCCUUCAGUUAGUUAUUAAGCAAUACAAUACUGUAAUAUACCGAAUUGUGAAGAAUUGUAUAAAGCGUAAUAGAGAAAAUUUUCUUUAAAAAAUAAUAAAUAAAAUGA